Messenger RNA from Coturnix japonica (Japanese quail), 5794 nucleotides. RefSeq names its product zinc finger matrin-type 3 (gene ZMAT3). Gene Ontology annotation, molecular function: zinc ion binding; nucleic acid binding. NCBI's taxonomy places the organism in Eukaryota, Metazoa, Chordata, Aves, Galliformes, Phasianidae. The record is from RefSeq and is a predicted model, not a curated record.
GAGGGAGGGUCGCGGCGCCAUGAUGUCACCCAGUGCUGUGCCGCCACCUAGUGUAGGGCCACCGCCGUGUCACGGGACACCGAGCGCUGCGUAGUGCCCGCCCCAUCCCGCAUCACUUCCUGCAGCUGGGCUCCGCUGUGCCCGGUGCCGGCUUCCUGCGGGCCGGCCUGUGUGUGGUGGCGGCUCCGAUUGGAAGAGGACUCCUCAUACUUCAGAAAUAGUAUGCACACAGUCUUCUUGGCCAAUGAUUCUUCUACAGCAAGCAGGACUUCUUCCUCAUCCUGAGAAACCUUCAUCUCUUCCUAUGUCAGUGGCUACAAGGCCCAGAGCCACCUCACCACUCUCCCCACCAAAAUCUCUUGGACUGGGGCCUUCCUUUUAUCACGCACAAGACGAAGAGCUUGCAAAGGUGGUGGAGCAGGACCCUAUGCUGGAGGAACUAUGUAAGCCUCUGUGCUGUAAGCUCUGCAAUGUCACUCUGAAUUCAGCCCAGCAAGCCCAGGCUCAUUACCAGGGUAAAAACCAUAGUAAGAAACUCCGAAAUUACUAUGCUGCCAAUAGCUGUCCGGCACCCGCCAGGAUGAAUAAUGCAGUUGAGCCUGUGCCACCUCAGGUUGUCUCCCUUCCAGCUCAGAUGGGAUCCAGUAAACCAGGUGGCCGAGUGAUCUUGGCCACAGAGAAUGAUUACUGCAAGCUUUGUGAUGCCUCAUUUAGUUCUCCAGCUGUGGCACAGGCUCACUACCAGGGGAAAAAUCAUGCCAAACGGCUGCGUCUUGCAGAAGCACAGAAUAACUCAUUCUCGGAUGGAUCAGAACAAGGCAAACGGAGGACAAGGAAAGAAGGGAAUGAAUAUAAGAUGAUGCAGAACAGAAGAAAUAUGUACGCAGUUCAAAACAGCACAGGUCCCUACUUCAAUCCCCGAUCUCGUCAGAGGAUUCCUCGGGAUCUGGCCAUGUGUGUCACCCCCAGUGGCCAGUUCUACUGCUCCAUGUGCAACGCUGGGGCCAGCGAGGAGAUGGAGUUCAGGCAGCAUUUAGAAAGCAAGCAACAUAAAAGCAAGGUGUCUGAACAGCGGUACAGAAAUGAGAUGGAGAACUUAGGCUACGUACAAUGACGCACCGCCCUUGGUAGUAGUUUGCAAAUAGAGCAGCUUGUCUCUCGCCUGCUGUUUGCCACAUGCCCUGCUUUGUGCUCCAUUUGAUAGGAGUAUGCUCUUGAGCUAUACAUGUAACACCUGCAAACUCAAUGGUAUGGUUAAAUUUUUGUUCUAUCGUAGUUGGCAGGAUGACACUGUGCAGGACAUGAAGUGUUUUUGAUGUUUGUUUGCUAGUUAUCUAAGGCUCUUCAUUGUGUUGAGUGGCUGAGGGGACUUCUCCUCAGCCUUCUGCAUGAAUAUGCAAAGCCCAAGAAGUGCUGGAAACUUCUGUGGUUCUACCACGUGGGUGAACCACAUGCAAAGCCUGUUCCCCUCUUUGCACGCCACAGAGUAGUGCUCCAGAAUGUAUCCCUCCAGCAGAGUCAAUCUCUGAACAGCUUGUAAAAGAGGGGCAGGAAUGGGACCUGUAAAUGUGUGAGUUAGGGGUGUACUUGUCCACAAAUUGCUAAUUGUGGCUCUUGUUACAGCCUACAGUAAAUUCUUUUCGUGUGCCUGUAGAAAGGCUGUGCACACCUCUCUACCUUGGAGGGUCUUGCCUCUUACUUCUUUCUCUGUGAUGCAGAUUUCUCUCUGAGCAUCUAACAUUAGAUAUCAGCUGAUUAGUCACGUGCAGAAAUAUUCUUCUACCAAACAGUUAACAAUGAAAAAGGGUUCUUGGCAUUGUGACCAAGUACUUUUAAUGCACUGUGGGUCUAGCUCAUCCCUCUGUGUAAGUCUCUGUGGCUUAAUGAAGUGAAUUGGAAAGCAAACUUGAUUCGGUGGGAUGUGCUGUGCUCUGAUUCCGUGUUAGAUAGGGUAGGGUUAAGGAUAGGUUGGAAGGAACUGUCAGCUGUAACUUCUUUGCAUACUGAUGUAGAAGAGAGUGAUAGUGCCUGGCCUGCAGCUUUGUUGCUUAGGGAGAGCAGGGCUUACUGGGCCUUGGGAAGUACAAGUUUGUGUAUUCCACCUCCACACCAUUCCCUGGAAAAAGCCGAAGGGAUGUUAUGAGAAGAGGUGAAAUGAAUAUUAGAUGAACUUUUUUCACCCUCUUUCUUUUCCCAUCUCAAACUGGGUUUUAUUUGCAUUCCUUGAUGUGGAUUUCACCAAUUAGGGACCAUAGAAAUCUAAGGUUAGGUAGGGUGUAAAUGUCAACAGUGAUGAUUGAGUACAACAUUUUGGCCAUGCAGAAGUAUUCACAAAACUUUCCAAGCAUCUUUUUAAAUGUCAGCAAAGAGUUUGUGUCUGUUUUAAUUUUCCUAAGCAAAAGUGGAAAGGGGAUAAAGAGCAGAAGUAGGGCUGGCACUCUUCUACCCAUUUAGGUAGAUGUGAAGAGCUGUGAUUGGAAUCUGGCUCACAAUGUUUCUGUAACAUUAGCUUCAGUGGCAAGUGCAGCAUUUAGCUAAGCCCUGUUGGACCUUAUUCACCACAACACUGCUACAGCUGUACAGUGGUGGCAGAUGCAGAGAGAGGGUAUAGGAGGGACUGUGCCUUCUCUCUUACUCCUCUGUAGGUAGACUGAAUUAGGUGCAGCUCUGUGAGUUUCAGUAGCAUUUUACCAGGGAUAAAUUUUACCAAUGCAUGAUAUUGAAGGUAACCAACCCUGCCUUUUUUCUUUUUGCCAUUCUGAUCCUGCCUCUUGCAUUCCAGAAGGAUUAUCUGCUUGCCUUAAAAAAUGAAAAAUGACUAAACAAAAAAUCUAGGUAGUUUUUAUUGAUCUUUUUAGUCCACUUUGGAAAGGCUUGUCUCACUUGGCUGCUCAUAAGGGAAUGCUUCUUCUCAGAAACUGUGUGUUGUUGUCUCUAGGUAUCUGAGCACCAGUUAGCUGUGCAAUCUUAGCACUGCUUUCCUGUAUCUUGGCAAGUUGAGCUCUUGCAAAGUAGUUGAAAGCAUCAUUCCAGGCUGAUCCUUGCUAUGCAGAUACAGGCAGGGCAGUGGACAUCCUCUUGAAUGGGAUUCCUCCUUUCUACAAAGCCCUAUUAAAUAUGUCUUGUGCACAGGAAUGUAUUAGGAGGUAUAAUGGGCCCAGACUGAAGAGCACUAACUAGGCAGUUCUGACAGGCUGUUUGUUUCUCCUGUGCUAUCCAACCAACAGUUCACCUUUGCAACCCUGAAGAGCAUUCCCCUUGCAAAUAUCUCCUGUCAACCUUCUCCCCUCAUCCUUCGCUAUUAAAGGGCUGGUUUCCUUUUUGCCCAUCUUUUGUUUUCCUAGUCUGACACCACUUUGCAGGGCCAGAAGGAGCUGGAUCAGCCUUAACCUAAGUAUUUCACCAGUAUGGUCCAUGCUUUGUAGUUAAACAUCCUCUUGCUGUAAAUUAAAGCACGAUAUUUCUCACAAGCUGCAAUUAGUAGCAGAAAAUCAAUGCUUUUUAAAGUAACAGCUGGGGGGAGCUGUAGGUACUUAUCAUGAGGACCAAGAAGGCUUUUUUUGGUCUGCUUCCACAUAGCUUACAAUCAGCUCUUCACCUCUUUGCUUGGGUUUCUGCUCCCAGCCCAGCAACCUGCUCCUCAUUUGGCAUUUCCAGUGACUGUUUAUGUCCUGUGACUGAGUGACUGCUGGAAGUGUCGAGACUCAUUUUGCUCCAUGUGACAUUACCUCCUGGUACAAAUGUGCUAUGUCCUGCUCUCCCUUUAGUGCAGGAAACUUGAUUACAAAUGCCUCGCUAUCAUCACUAGGGUUCAAGCCAAUCCAAACUCAUGCUUUCCAGAAUGAGAAGCAGGGUGGACUGUGGUUUUAUUCUUUUUGUGAAAGCUGUUCUCGAGAUUAUUGUUCAGAACACGUGCUGUGGGAUAGGAAGGAUACCAUGCAGCUGCAGUAGUAUUUUCCAUACCCAGCAAAUCAUUUUCUCCAGUUAAUCAAAGCAUCAAAAUCAAGAAGUAGUACUUCUGUGAAACUGUCACAUUGGCCAGUAGGUUAAUGAUCUUUGCUGCUACAAACAGAAUAUAAAUCAAUGUCUUCAUAUUUAUUUUACUGUGCUGACCACUAAUUGACUUGUUAGUAUUUAAGGCAUUACAUAGGUUGUUUUUGUUUAAGUAGUAAACUCUACAUCGCACUUUGCUUUUGGAUCAGAAAUGAUAUUUAAUAUAUUUGUGAAAAUGUUUUGCCUCUCACGGAUGUGUUGUUUUCUUUCCCUUAAUGCAAAAAGCUCCACCCCCCCUAAAAAAACACACACACAAAAAGCCAGCAGUGCAGCCAAUGUAUUUCUUUGUUUAUGACAAGCAAAACUAGGAUUUCCUUUCAGCUCUUGCUAAAAUGUCCUUAUUAGGUUUUCUGGUUUGGUUGUUUUAUUUUUCUCUCCAAUGAUUCCUUUGGUAACUUGAGAUUAUAUUUGCAGGGAAUUUUUAAGCAUUUCUUUUAAGAUGGGGAAGCAAACUGUGGAAUCCAUGUACUUGCGAGAAGUAUGGGAGUGAUACUGUUUUGUUUGUGUUUAAGCAUUAGUUGUUAUUUUGCGUUCUGCACUGAUGGGUAAAUGCUUUGUAAUCUUGCCUACCAUUGGUCUAUUUUUGACAUUUUGCUUUUUUUGGUAUUUCUCAAAAGGAAUCUGGAAAACUUCUGUGGAGUUGCUUAAGAUGUUCAUGAGUGCAACAAAAUGAGUUUUUUCUAUAAAGCUUUUUGUCCUUUUUCCUUUUCUAGAUGCUCAUUACAGGGUAUUAGAAGGGAAAGCUAUUACCAUGGCAUGGAUUCAUAUUUUGGCUUACUAAUGCAUGAGGUCCUUUUGCUUCAUUAUUUAAGUAAUACUCUCACUGUAACCAACUGAAAUUGUGGCCAAGCCUGGAGUAAAUGAAAUAUUCCAGCUAAAUAUAUUGCAUUGAUUAGGGCCAGGGGAAUUAUAUUGCUAACAUUUAUGUCUUUUACUUCUAUGUUUGGGUUUCAACACUCUUCAGGUUAUGAGAGCUUUUUUUGUUGUUGUUGAGGAAUGUGUGUCUUACUCCAUAAAGAUUUGCUCCUGCUCCAGCUAAAGUAGUUUGAAAUCCUUGGACUUCAAUUGAAUAGGAGCAGGCCUUGAAACCUUUCAGGAAUUUCAUACUGCUGAUAUUUUCUCAUAGAUGUGCUUUUUAUUUUUAAUUUUUUCAGCUGUGUGUGUACAAGGAUGCUCUGGAUGAGAAAGACAUUUAUUGCCAAUUAUGGAAAAACAAACACCAGAGUUUUUAAGGAAUUAACAGAGAAUGAAAAAGUAUCGACUUGAUCGACUUGAUUUCUUUGAAGUUAGUAGCCAAGCUUCUAUUUUCAUGAGCUUUUCCUUUACCAUCUGCACGAAGUCAGAAGUGAAGAUAAAAUAUACUUUCAAAUAAAUGUGGUCAAAUAGUAGUUCUGGGAAUUUUUCCUUUAAACAAAAAGACAACAAAAAACAAGUAUUGCAGUUAAAACGUAUAUCUUUUUAUCUGAAAUAUCUGCAUUUUUCUUUUAAUAAAAUCAGUUUUUCAGUCUGUAUUUUGCAGGGGAAGAAUGAUUUAAUUUCCUUCUGCAUCUGUCCAGCAGGAUCAUUUGCAAGUGCUUUGAAUGUGUUUCAUCUAGAGCCUUCUUGUCAGGUUGGUUUUGUACAUUUGUCCUUCUUUCCUUUAUGUUCCACUGAUCCCCCUGAGGGAAUAGUUGAUGAAAAUGAUUUUUUUUUUCUUCAGUCUAUAAUAAAUCAUCUUCCUCUUAUCAUUGUGCAGCCUUAA